AUGGUCGCGCCGGGCGCCGCUCUGAGUGACCUUUCACCCGCGCCGAGCGGCCCGGGGCGGUGGCACAAGGCGGAAGCCAUGGCGGAGGCGGCGGCUGCAACGGGCGGGAUUGGCGCGAGCUUCGGCUCUGCCGCGGACUCAGACUCGGGCCAGGGUCGCGCGGGGCGGAGGCUGCGGGUUCUGUCGGGCCACUUGCUGGGCCGGCCCCAGGAGGCUGUUAGUGCCAAUGAGUGCAAAGCGCGGAGAGCCGCGUCGGCGGCCACGGCGUCGCCCACUGCCACUCCUGCCGCGCCGGAGUCGGGCACCAUCCCCAAGAAACGGCAAGAAGUUAUGAAAUGGAAUGGAUGGGGAUAUAAUGAUUCCAAGUUCUUCUUCAAUAAGAAGGGCCAAAUUGAGUUAACUGGGAAAAGGUAUCCUCUCAGUGGCAUGGUUUUACCAUCUUUUAAAGAAUGGAUCCAAAAUAUUCUUGGAGCAAGUCUGGAGCAUAAAACUACCUCUAAAACAUCCUUAAAUCCUAGUGAUACACCUCCUUCUAUUUGUAAAUGA
Molecule: messenger RNA, 546 nt
Organism: Castor canadensis (American beaver)
Lineage: Eukaryota; Metazoa; Chordata; Mammalia; Rodentia; Castoridae
Source: RefSeq, a predicted model, not a curated record